UGUUUUCAUUAUCGCUGUCACAGCUGUUUUAACUUUCUUUUUCCAGAUAUUAUUCUGAAUUAUAGCGAGUUUUAGGGUUACAACAGUAAAAUACUCAGAGAUUUUAGUUAUAGUGUACUCUAAAGAAUUAGCCAAUUAUUUGGAAGAUGAUUAACAGUCUUUUCAUCAUUAAUUCAUCCGGAGAUGUUUUUAUGGAAAAACAUUGGAAAAGCGCAGUCGCACGCUCAUUAUGCGACUACUUUUUUGAUCAACAGCGAAGAGUUUUGUCGCCCGAGGACACUCCUCCUGUAAUAGCAACACCUCAUCAUUAUUUAAUCAGUAUUUAUCGUUGCAAUAUGUUCUUUGUCGCAGUUUGUACGACAGAAGUUCCUCCUCUAUUUGUAAUAGAAUUUCUACACAGAGUAGUGGAUACUUUUGAGGAUUAUUUUAACGAAUGUACAGAAACUAUCAUCAAGGAAAACAAUGUAGUUGUCUAUGAAUUAUUGGAUGAAAUGUUAGAUAAUGGAUUUCCAUUGGCUACAGAGUCUAAUAUUCUCAAGGAGUUGAUAAAACCCCCAAAUAUUUUACGUACAAUCGCAAACACAGUUACAGGAAAAUCCAACGUGAGUGCAAUUUUACCAAGUGGACAGUUGUCGAAUGUUCCAUGGAGAAGAACUGGUGUUAAAUAUACGAAUAACGAGGCAUAUUUCGACGUUGUCGAAGAAGUUGACGCAAUAAUUGACAGAACUGGUGCCACUGUUUUUGCCGAAAUACAGGGCUAUAUUGACUGUUGUAUUAAACUUAGUGGAAUGCCAGAUUUGACAUUAUCUUUUGUCAAUCCGAGGCUCUUCGACGAUGUCAGUUUCCACCCUUGUGUCAGAUUUAAAAGAUGGGAGUCUGAAAGGAUACUCUCAUUCGUCCCGCCAGAUGGAAAUUUUCGCCUACUUUCAUAUCACAUAGGAUCCCAAAGUAUUGUCGCGAUUCCCAUUUAUGUGAAACAUAAUAUCAGUUUGAAGGAAGCUGCUGGUGGAAGACUCGACAUAACAGUAGGACCAAAGCAAACUGUCGGCAGAGUUGUGGAAAACGUAAGUUUGGAAAUUCCAAUGCCGAAAAUUGUGUUGAACUGCAGUCUAGUGCCAAACCAAGGAAAAUAUUCCUUUGAUCUCGUUAGCAAAGUACUGGUUUGGGAUAUCGGAAGAAUAGAUGUUUCCAAAUUACCUAAUCUUAGAGGAUCGAUUACCAUACAAAAUUCGCCGACAGUUUCCGAAUCGAAUCCCGCAAUUAACGUGCAUUUUACCAUAAAUCAAUUAGCUGUGUCUGGACUGAAAGUCAAUAGACUGGAUAUGUAUGGAGAAAAGUAUAAGCCGUUUAAAGGAGUGAAAUACAUUACAAAAGCUGGAAGAUUCCAGAUUAGAAUGUGAACGAGAUUACAAUUUACAUAGAGAAUUUUUUCAUUCCAGUGUGUACAAAGUUGAAGGUUAUUAAUAAAUAAAGAAAAUUUA
Molecule: messenger RNA, 1481 nt
Organism: Belonocnema kinseyi
Lineage: Eukaryota; Metazoa; Arthropoda; Insecta; Hymenoptera; Cynipidae
Gene: carmine
Product: AP-3 complex subunit mu-1
Exons: 9
Coding region: 147-1400 (417 amino acids)
Biological process (GO): endocytosis; intracellular protein transport
Cellular component (GO): cytoplasmic vesicle; clathrin adaptor complex
Source: RefSeq, a predicted model, not a curated record